GUUACGGCGGCAGCAGCAGCAUUAAAGGAAGCUCUCCUCGUGUUCCCGCCAGCAGCCUGCAGUCAGUUCGGUCUCCGGACUUCCAGUGAAGAAGAGCCAACAUUUGAUCUGAGAAGAGCCGCUAAGAGAGUGAAGCUGCGCGGUUCCUGUCUGCUCUUCACGUCCCGGUAACUCGACAGGGACCGAGAAGGAAGAAAAGCAGCUGAAAGAACCAUGUUUCCCUUCAUGUUUCUCCUCCUCCUUGUUCCACAUGUGCUGUUGUCCUCGACACAUGAAGCAGUGAUCUCCCCUCAGGAUCCCGUCCUGCAUAUCGGCUCCAGUCUGACAGCCACGUGUACGCUGAGCCCUGAGCUUGGCCUCCACGCCAGCACAUUGUACUGGACUCUGAACGGGAUAAGUGUGUCCAGCAGCGCGUGCAGUGUGUUGAGCCCCGACACCCUGAGUAUCACCCUUCACAACCUCAACGGCUCCCAGCAGCAGUCUGGAGACAACCUCGUGUGUCACGGAGCAGAUGGACAUGUCCUGGCUGGUUCGUGUCUCUAUGUGGGCAGGCCUCCAGAAAAGCCAGUCAAUUUAACGUGUUGGUCCCACAACACCAAGGACUUGAGCUGCAAGUGGAGCCCGGGGGGGCUGGGUGAGACCCACAUCCAAACCAAAUACACCCUCAAGUACAAAUUGAGGUGGUACGGGAGAGAGCAGGAGUGUGAAGUUUACAACACAGGGAAGCAGCGUUACUCCUGCUACAUCCCCCGUAACCUCGCCCUCUUCACCCCGUAUGAGAUCUGGGUGGAAGCAGCCAAUCAGCUGGGCUCUGCUACCUCUGACAUCACCACGCUGGACAUCCUUGAUGUAGUGACCACUGACCCUCCUGCCAACGUGCAGGUGAGUCGUGUCGGCGACCUUGAGGACCAGCUGACAGUCCGCUGGGCCAGCCCCCCCGAGCUCAAGGACAUCCUGUUUCAGGCCAAAUAUCAGAUACGCUACAGACUGGAGGACAGCACUGAAUGGAAGGUGGUGGAUGAUGUUGGUAACCAGACGUCCUGUCGGCUCGCAGGCCUCCAGCCCGGGACCGUCUAUUUUGUCCAGGUGAGGUGCAAUCCAGUGGGCAUCUAUGGCUCCAGGAAGCCCGGCAUCUGGAGUGACUGGAGCCACCCGGCUGCCGCCUCCACACCCAGCAGUGAGCGGCUGCAGAGCGGCUCCUGCGAUCCUAAGCCUGGUGAGCAGAACUCCACCCUGCGGCGGGAACUCAAGCAGUUCUUCGGCUGGGUCCGCAAACACGCGUCCGGCUGCAGCGGCAUGUCAAUCAAACUGUACGAUCAGUGGAGGGUGUGGCUGCAGAAAUCGCACAAAACGCGCAACCAGGUAGAUUCUACAAGACGAUAAUUCAUAGCAGCACCGCUCAGCACCACUGUGGUGUUUAAUUCCAGAACAGCAUCAAGAAACUGACGGAUAACUGGCCCCGAGGGUCCCAGCUGUGUGAGGGAUACUGCAGUGUUUGGUCAUACCGCCUUAACUUGACUUUAAAGGGCCCGAGUGGAAGAUAACUGAAGUGAGACAAUUCAGCCUUUUUCUGCCAUUUCCCCUGGCCGAAUCUGUUAGAUCUGUUUGCACGGACACAAAUGUUAAAGGCUUCAGUAACUGUACUUUUAUUCUGGAAAAGAAAAAAAAAAAA
This is a messenger RNA of Perca flavescens (yellow perch), 1672 nucleotides long. It is a transcript of the gene crlf1b, whose product is annotated as cytokine receptor-like factor 1b. The coding region runs from base 214 to 1383 and encodes 389 amino acids. Gene Ontology annotation, cellular component: external side of plasma membrane. The record is from RefSeq and is a predicted model, not a curated record. The transcript is spliced from 8 exons. Gene Ontology annotation, biological process: cytokine-mediated signaling pathway. Gene Ontology annotation, molecular function: cytokine receptor activity; protein binding. Lineage: Eukaryota; Metazoa; Chordata; Actinopteri; Perciformes; Percidae.